AUGCCUUGGCAGCCAAAGGCUUCGGCUCCUGCCAGGGGGCGCUGGCAUGCUGUGAGUUGUGAGAAGAAAAAGGAGGAGGAGCAGAAAGAGACCCUCGACAAGGAGGAGGUCCCCGAGCGUCACCAUCAUGUGAAUGCCAGACAGCUGCUGUACCCGGGCUCAAGUGUCAAGCGUUUUCCUGUGCCAGAUGAGAGGGUGCCCUGGGAGGUCGACUUCAGUGCCUACAAGCCCCUGGCAUACGAUGCCCAGACAGGACCUGCGACCGAAGAACCAAACGGCAAGAAUCCCAUGGGAAGGACAGGCCUGACCGGAAGAGGGAGACUCAAUCAUCUGGGACCCAACUACUCCAUGGACCUGAUCCUCACCUGCUGGAAGAGGAACUCGGACGGCUCGGUUUGCAUGAAAGCCGCUAAGAAGGUGAUGCGCUUCUUCUCAGUAAAGCACAAGGAGUGCGAGCAGUGGGCCUUUCCGGGGGGCCCGCUGCAGCCGGGUGAAGCCUUACCCGCGAGGCUCAAGCAGAUCCUCGACCCGUUUCUCCAAAAGAAGAUCACGGAGAUGCUGAGUGACGGCAGGGAGGUCUACAAGGGCUACGUGGACGACACCAGAAACACGGACCAGGCCUGGAUUGAGACCACCGCCAUCAACCUUCACUUUGAGGAGGACGACGAGGUGCUCGCCGAACUCAAGAAGCUUGACACGACAGACCCCGAAGCAGAGAUCACCGCCGCCUGGCAGGACGCCGACCAGCUGGCCAAACUCACUGCCAACCACAGAGACCUCCUGCAGAAGGUGGCAGUGCUGUGGCAAGCCCACUGCUGACCAC
Polypterus senegalus (gray bichir) is the source of this 823-nucleotide messenger RNA. RefSeq names its product transient receptor potential cation channel subfamily M member 2-like. The transcript has 8 exons. NCBI's taxonomy places the organism in Eukaryota, Metazoa, Chordata, Cladistia, Polypteriformes, Polypteridae. Gene Ontology annotation, molecular function: ADP-ribose diphosphatase activity. The record is from RefSeq and is a predicted model, not a curated record. Bases 1 to 819 code for a protein of 272 amino acids.